Diachasma alloeum is the source of this 3704-nucleotide messenger RNA. Its product is annotated as protein Fe65 homolog. Lineage: Eukaryota; Metazoa; Arthropoda; Insecta; Hymenoptera; Braconidae. Gene Ontology annotation, cellular component: cytoplasm; nucleus. Bases 93 to 2405 code for a protein of 770 amino acids. Gene Ontology annotation, biological process: regulation of DNA-templated transcription. Gene Ontology annotation, molecular function: amyloid-beta binding; transcription factor binding. The record is from RefSeq and is a predicted model, not a curated record. The transcript is spliced from 13 exons.
GCCGAGGGCGUCCCGCGCAACAACUCCAAUAACCGGCACCUCAUCGGCGCGGUAACAGACCCAUUCGUUAUAGUUGAGUCUCUGUGAUACCUAUGUUGUGCGGUGAACUUUUGAACGGUGGCUUCGUGAGUGCGGGUGCGGUACCCGCGGUACCCUGUGGUCUCCUUGGCCUCUGGAUACCUGGCUGUGUGCGUGGAACGAGCCCGCGUUUACUUACGUCCCCCUAUUUGCCCCUGUUGGCUGAACUCCUUGCCGCUGGCUAUCUGGAGCAACGGCAUCUCGAGUGCCAGUCCAAUAUCGAGGACAUGGACCUCGUAACGCGCAAUCAGCAUUCAAAUACCAACGGACAAUCCUCAGAUCUCGAUCUUGACCUCGACAAUGACGAGAGUGCCUUCCUCGAGAACGGGCUCUUGUCCUUUGAAAAUCCCAACUACCAUCUGGAAUCAGCGCGUUUCGACGAUGCACUCAACAGUAAUGGCACUGGGAACUCGUUAUUCGACGAGUUCUAUCAGGAGUUGGUGGUAGGUGGUGGUAGAAGUGGUGAAGUUACAGGUGGAAGUGGUGGUGGUCGACACGCACGUAGAACCUACGCGGCACUCGACCUAGGUAGCAUGGGUGUUGAUGUUACACAGGGACCUCUGACACAGGAGCCAGUGAGUGCAGAGACACCAGACAAUACAGCGAAUCACAAUCUUGGGUAUGGCAGCGAGGGUGCGGAGAUAGCGGAGUCGGCGCUGGUUGACGACAGUCUCAAUGGGAAUCCUACUCCACCGUCAUCGGCACUGCCCAAACCAUCCGCGACCCUCGAUGCCGCUAGUUCAGACCACAACGUCAGAAAUUACUGCGAGAAAGCUGAUAACGAGCCAACAGACAUGGGCGGGGUACCCCACGUUGAGGAGUCCCUAAACAGUGACAUCUACGCGAUUCCCGUGAAGAGGCGUCAGCCAAAGGAGCCGAAAAAUGUCAGUCCCUCUCAGAACACAACCGACAAGAUCAUCGACGGCAGGGACUCGGAGACGAAGGACGAGAAUCUUCCAGCCGGAUGGGAGAAACACGAGGACAAGGAUGGUCCCUACUACUGGCACAUCAAGAGUGGGACCAUACAGAGAGAACCACCUGAAGUACCGCUGAAUUCGAAAAUUGAGAAUCGCAAGAGUUUUGUUAAAGAUCAGGACAGUAUCACCAAUUUUCACUCACUGGGUAGCAUGGUAAACACAGUAACCAGAAGUAACACAAGUUCAGCCUUAGACCAGGAAGUGGAGAACAAACGGAAAGAGGAAUUGGCAUUGAAGAGAAGGAGUUACCCAGCCAGGGCGGACUCUGAAGGCCGUGACAAACCGAUUAGGUUUGCGGUGAGAUCCCUCGGAUGGACGGAAAUAGCUGAGGAAGAUUUGACACCGGAGAGGAGUAGCAAGGCUGUUAACAAGUGUAUCGUUGAUCUGUCACUGGGGAGAAACGAUCUCUUAGAUGUUGUGGGACGUUGGGGAGAUGGGAAGGAUCUGUUCAUGGAUCUUGAUGAGGGUGCACUCAAGCUGAUUGAUCCUGAGAAUCUUACGGUGCUUAAUACUCAACCUAUUCAUACGUUGAGGGUAUGGGGAGUUGGAAGAGAUCACGGACGUGAAAGGGACUUCGCGUACGUAGCGAGAGACAGAUCGACCCGAAAAUUCAUGUGUCACGUAUUCAGAUGCGACAUCCCAGCCCGCACAAUCGCCAAUACCUUGCGUGACAUCUGCAAGAAGAUAAUGAUCGAACGCUCCCUCCACCAGAAUCUCGCGAAGCCGGUGGAUAUCAAUGGGAGAACGAGCCUCGCAACAAGACCAACAAAUUUACCUACGGAACAUCGUCGGUUUCACAGGAACGAUCAACCUCUUGUCACACAAUCAUUUCCAACCCCAAUGGAGGAGCCAAAAAAGGUUCUCCGCGCCCAGUACCUCGGCUCAAUGCAAGUGACGGCAGCCUCAGGAAUGGAGGUCCUCAACGACGCGAUAGACCAUACUGUUACAAACACACCCAUCAAUCAGUGGCGAAACGUCAACGUUGCGGUUGCACCCAGCAUGAUCUCUAUACUGACACCAAACGACGACAAACUGAUAACUGAGUGUCGUGUUCGCUACCUGUCUUUCCUCGGAAUUGGCAGAAAUGUUAAACAGUGUGCAUUCAUAAUGCACACGGCACAGGAUCUCUUCAUAGCACAUAUAUUCAAUUGUGAGCCCAGCAGUGGAGCACUUUGUAAAACAAUUGAGGCUGCCUGUAAAUUGAGGUAUCAGAAGUGUCUCGAUGCUCAUCCACAGGGUUUCAGAAAUUCUAGUAGUCUCAGUACACCGAGUGGACGGGGAAUUGGUGCUACGUUGAAAUCACUUGUGGGAUCACUUACAGGGAGAAGAAAUAAGCAGGGUGAAUCCUGAGACGAGGCUCUCUCGCUGCAGUCAAUGGAUUCAGGAGCUGUGGCCACUGCCUGCCGAGCGAGAGGUGAUACGACACAGGCAUCUCCAAUCCCCGUUGACACUUAAAUACUUCGGGGGUUCCCCGCCGAGCGCCUCACUGAGGUCCCUGCUAUCGCCCUCGUUGGACACGAGACGCAUUCAGCUUGCCCGCUGGGAGUCCAAUCCCUAGAGGACAGCCAUCCUCCCAUUCGCGCAGGUAGAAUGCCGCAAAGAUUAUUAAUCGUUAGUCAAGGAUGAAGGUACCAGUGAGAACACUGUCGAGAGAUUGGGUGACUCCGUUGAUCCCCAGACAAAAUAAGCGAGAAAUCCACCAAAAAAAUUAUGAACCAGGCAAAUUUAACCAGAAAAAUAAAACAGAUGAACCAAAAUAAAACGUCACGCUUCAGGCGAUAAUUCGCAUCGACGCUGCAAAUAAUUAAAGUAAAUAAAUUAAUGAAAAAAAAAAUGUGUAAACGCCACGAUUCCAAUCGGUGGGAUCAUGCUUAUACGUAUUGUCGAUAUGAUGUUUCUAUGUAAUGUCUUCGAACUUUUCGUAUGGCGCCCAAUCAAGUGUUGCUUGUCCUAAAGAAUUAAAAAAAAAUGCGUCUCUUUCUCGACUCUGGUAAUAAAAGAAUUAGAUAGUUAACGUUGCUAAAUUUAUCAGAGUGAAUAUGUUUUGCUAAAAAUGAAAGAUAAAGAUGAAUAAUCCUGUAUAUAGUUCAAUGAUUGUACUGAAUCUAUAGGCGUUUUUGCAGGGGGGGGGGUGAUGUGUGAGAGAUGAGAUGUAACGGAUGAUAAUGUGGUUAUUACGCUGCGAGACUGUCGUACGGGGCAUUUCAAGGAGCUAUAGAGGAGCUUAUCGUAAUAUAAUAUAUGUAUUCCCAGUGUACAGACUCUAAGAGGAUGCUUUCAUGCUGAAUGGAGAAAGAAUGAUACAUCAGGACUCUUGACACAUACACGCACGGAGGAAAUGAUUUAAUAGAGGAACCUAUGGAACUUUUUCCACUAACGAAAAAGUUUCGGAGGUAAGCCUAGAGAAUUUGCUUCAGAAUUCUGCAAGAAUUUUUUUCUAUUGAAUUUCUAGUGGAAAUUCUGGUAGUUUUCCAUCGAUUCGUGCAUUUUUUUAAUUGAAAGGUGGGGAUUUUAAAGGGAAUUGAAUUUCCCACAAGUGAAUUACUGAAAGGUUCUUUUCCGAAUAAAUACAAUGAGUCCAGAAAUUUAUGAUUCACUGGUAGAAAAUUACUCUUGAAAUUUCGAGUGAAAAAGCUUGAAAUUUUUAAC